Molecule: messenger RNA, 3692 nt
Organism: Girardinichthys multiradiatus
Lineage: Eukaryota; Metazoa; Chordata; Actinopteri; Cyprinodontiformes; Goodeidae
Gene: ago1
Product: argonaute RISC component 1
Exons: 19
Coding region: 477-3053 (858 amino acids)
Molecular function (GO): protein binding; RNA binding
Source: RefSeq, a predicted model, not a curated record
GUUUAUCAUCAAUGCGCUUGCACUUUUUUUAAUGGCACUGAAGAAGUUUUGGAUGUUUGGGGGGUGAGGGGCUGGCCUUUUUUGUUCCGCCGGAGAAUCCAAUCCUGCUGCAACAGUGAGAGGGAUGAUAAAUCAUUGUGCCGCGGGUUAAUCAGCCGAAUCACAGCACGGAGGGGUUGACGCCGCUAGGAACAAGAAGUUUUCUUCCUCCAGGUCCACCGUUAACAGCAGCUCCAGGAUCAACGGGUAAACCAGCAUCUGCCAGCAGCUAUUACCGUUAGCCUCAACUCCUGUGCGGGUCUGGGUGGGGGAGUCGUAAGGGGCAGGGGGCGGGGGUACACCGAGUAGGCAGAAGACUACACGCCGAGAGGAGGGGGCUGGAAGACUGAGGCGCCUCCAGCCUGAAGGGGCCGGCGGCGGUUUGGCCACAGCACCCUGGACUAGCUAGCUUGUACCUUCGCGGCUAAGUGAAUGGGAUGGAGCCGGGAUCGUCUGGCGCUGUGCCCUUGGGGGUCUUCCCCCCACCCCUGCAGCAGGUGUUUCAUGCCCCCCGCCGGCCAGGGAUGGGCACCGUGGGCAAGCCCAUCAAGCUGCUGGCCAACUACUUCGAAGUGGAGAUCCCAAAGAUGGACGUCUACCACUACGAAGUGGACAUUAAGCCUGACAAGUGCCCACGGCGAGUCAACAGAGAGGUGGUGGAGUACAUGGUGCAACAUUUCAAGCCCCAGCUCUUUGGUGACAGGAAGCCAGUGUAUGAUGGCAAGAAGAAUAUUUACACUGUCCUAGCUCUUCCUAUUGGGAGUGAGAAGGUGGAUUUUGAGGUAACUAUUCCUGGCGAGGGUAAAGACCGAAUCUUCAAGGUGUCCAUCCGUUGGCUGGCCAAGGUGUCAUGGCGCCUGCUGCAGGAGACUCUCGUCAGCGGCCGGCUGCAAGUCCCCCUGGACUCGGUUCAAGCUCUGGAUGUGGCGAUGCGCCACUUGGCCUCUAUGAGGUACACUCCAGUGGGACGUUCCUUCUUCUCCCCACCUGAAGGAUACUACCACCCACUUGGUGGGGGGAGGGAGGUCUGGUUUGGCUUCCACCAGUCUGUGCGCCCCGCCAUGUGGAAGAUGAUGCUUAACAUUGACGUGUCUGCUACGGCCUUCUACAAAGCCCAGCCUGUAAUUGAGUUCAUGUGUGAGGUUCUGGACAUUCGCAACAUUGAUGAGCAGCCCAAGACUCUGACAGACUCACAGAGGGUUCGCUUCACAAAGGAAAUUAAAGGCCUGAAGGUUGAGGUGACGCACUGUGGACAAAUGAAGAGAAAGUAUCGUGUAUGCAAUGUCACCAGACGUCCUGCUAGCCAUCAAACGUUUCCCCUUCAGCUUGAAAGCGGCCAGACGGUAGAAUGUACAGUAGCCCAGUACUUCAAGCAGAAGUACAACUUGCAGCUAAAAUACCCCCACCUACCAUGUUUACAAGUCGGACAAGAGCAAAAGCACACCUACCUGCCCCUGGAGGUGUGUAACAUUGUAGCUGGUCAACGGUGCAUCAAAAAGCUGACAGAUAAUCAGACCUCCACCAUGAUUAAAGCCACAGCUCGCUCUGCACCUGACAGACAGGAGGAGAUCAGCAGGCUGAUGAAGAAUGCGAACUUCAACCUGGACCCAUACAUCCAGGAGUUUGGGAUCAAGGUGAAGGACGAUAUGGCUGAAGUGACAGGCAGGGUGCUGCCAGCUCCUAUUCUGCAGUAUGGAGGACGGAACCGUGCCAUUGCUACCCCCAACCAGGGAGUUUGGGACAUGAGGGGGAAGCAGUUUUAUAACGGCAUUGAGAUCAAAGUCUGGGCAAUCGCCUGCUUUGCCCCACAGAAACAGUGCAGAGAGGAGGUGCUCAAGAACUUCACAGACCAGCUGCGUAAAAUCUCUAAGGAUGCUGGAAUGCCAAUUCAGGGCCAGCCGUGCUUCUGUAAAUACGCCCAGGGAGCGGACAGCGUGGAGCCCAUGUUCAGACACCUGAAGAACACCUACUCUGGACUCCAGCUCAUCAUCGUCAUCCUCCCUGGAAAAACUCCCGUCUAUGCGGAGGUGAAACGUGUGGGAGACACCCUCCUCGGCAUGGCCACACAGUGUGUCCAGGUUAAAAACGUCGUAAAAACAUCACCCCAGACUCUCUCCAACCUCUGCCUAAAGAUCAAUGUGAAGCUGGGAGGAAUAAACAACAUCCUUGUCCCUCACCAACGGUCCGCUGUGUUUCAGCAGCCGGUUAUCUUCCUGGGAGCAGAUGUUACGCACCCUCCAGCUGGAGAUGGCAAGAAGCCCUCCAUUACUGCUGUGGUAGGCAGUAUGGAUGCCCAUCCCAGCAGAUACUGUGCCACGGUACGUGUCCAGAGACCCAGGCAGGAAAUCAUUGAAGAUCUAUCUUACAUGGUGCGGGAGCUGCUAAUACAGUUCUACAAGUCGACCCGUUUCAAGCCCACCAGGAUCAUUUUCUACAGAGAUGGGGUUCCUGAGGGACAGCUGCCACAGAUUCUCCACUACGAGCUCCUGGCUAUCAGAGAUGCAUGCAUAAAGUUGGAGAAAGACUAUCAGCCUGGUAUCACCUACAUUGUGGUCCAGAAACGCCACCACACACGCCUGUUCUGUGCUGACAAAUCUGAAAGGAUUGGGAAGAGUGGGAAUAUACCUGCAGGGACAACAGUGGACACCAGCAUCACUCAUCCCUUUGAAUUCGAUUUCUACCUGUGCAGCCACGCAGGCAUACAGGGCACCAGCCGGCCGUCUCAUUACUAUGUUUUAUGGGACGACAAUCGUUUCACGGCAGAUGAGUUGCAGAUUCUAACCUACCAGUUGUGCCACACUUACGUUCGUUGCACCCGCUCAGUCUCCAUCCCUGCGCCAGCCUACUAUGCUCGUCUUGUGGCCUUCCGUGCCCGAUACCAUCUGGUAGACAAAGAGCAUGAUAGUGGAGAGGGCAGCCAUGUAUCUGGUCAGAGUAAUGGCCGGGACCCCCAGGCGCUAGCUAAAGCUGUUCAGAUUCACCACGACACUCUGAGGACCAUGUACUUCGCCUGAGCUCCACCAGCCAUUGUCACAGUCGUUCCUUUCCACCUCAUUUCUACCUGAGCGGGCGGACAGCCCACUCCCACCUCAUCCCCAUCCCUUACUCCCAACAACUGCCCACUACACACACUCCACAGAUUUGCAAGCCAGUCUGCUUCAAUCCAAAAACACACAACACCCUCCUGUACAACAAGGCUGAGUCUGCAGCCUCAUGCACUCAAAAGGUUUUCAAUAUUAUUGUCAUUUUAUUGUUUUUUACUUUAUCAGGACAGUUGCUCUUUUUAUGUUGAAUUUUUAUAAAGUGAAUAUUAUUAUGUAAUUGUAUGCUACCUUAACACUCCUAUCAUUGUAAGUAUGCAAUAGUGAUGGGAGGAAAAACAGGCGCUAGAAAGGAAGAAGAAAAAACGUUAAACUUUUUUUUAUCUGCCGCCACAAUGCUGCCUCUUUAUCCAUCCGAAAGCUGGAUGCCAAGCCCCCUAGAUUGGGGAUCCUCCAGUUGGGCGGUACUGAGCACGCACACUUACCUGUAUCAUUUUUAAUUACUUCAUGACCUACAUUCAUGUUUUAAAUGUUUUUUAAAAUAAUGUUAACCCUUCUGUUUUUAAAGAGCCUUGAGGAGACUGAGGUAUGGUACAUUAGCACUUAAUGUUA